Tripterygium wilfordii is the source of this 1311-nucleotide messenger RNA. Its product is annotated as glyoxylate/hydroxypyruvate reductase HPR3-like. Gene Ontology annotation, molecular function: hydroxypyruvate reductase [NAD(P)H] activity; glyoxylate reductase (NADPH) activity; NAD binding. The coding region runs from base 103 to 1095 and encodes 330 amino acids. Gene Ontology annotation, cellular component: cytosol. NCBI's taxonomy places the organism in Eukaryota, Viridiplantae, Streptophyta, Magnoliopsida, Celastrales, Celastraceae. The record is from RefSeq and is a predicted model, not a curated record. The transcript is spliced from 2 exons.
GCAAAACACACACAAUAUCUUACUCGACCGGCCAACAGGCAACAGCAUCACCACUUCGGCACUCACUGUCCUGCCCGGCUGCCCCAGUGCCCCGACGCUUCCAUGGCUUCUCAUGAAGACCAUCAAUCUCGAGAUUCCCCAAAAGUGCUGCUUUUCAAGCCACCUCCAUCCAUGAAUCUCAUCGGUGAACAACCAUUUACCUCCACCAAGUUCCAGUAUUUGAAGGCCUACGAGUCACCCCUACCUCUCGAUCAGUUCUUGGCCACUCACGCAAAGUCGAUCCAGGCAAUCCUCUCCUCCGGCAGCGUGCCUGUCAACACGGAGAUCCUCCGCCAGCUCCCUAAUGUGCGUGUGGUCGUCACCACCAGCGCCGGCCUAAACCAGAUCGACCUGCCCGAGUGUCGCCGCCGUGGGGUUAUUGUCGCCAAUUCCGGCGAUGUUUAUUCAGCUGACGUGGCGGACGCGGCGGUGGGUUUGCUGAUUUCUGUGUUGAGGAAAAUCACUGUUGCUGGUCGGUAUGUGAAGCAAGGGUUUUGGGCUGCCAGAGGAGAUUAUCCUCUUGGUUCUAAGUUGGGAGGCAAGCGAGUUGGGAUUGUCGGACUAGGAAACAUUGGAUCUCUGGUUGCUAAAAGGCUUGAAGCUUUUGGAUGCCAAAUAUCCUACAACUCCAGGAAUAAAAAGCCAUCUGUCUCCUACCCCUUUUAUCCAGAAGUACGGGAACUUGCAGCUAAUAGCGAUGCCAUUAUUGUUUGCUGUGGAUUGACUGAUCAAACUUAUCACAUGAUUGAUAAGGAAGUAUUAGCCGCUCUGGGGAAGAAUGGAGUAAUCGUUAAUAUUGGUCGUGGUCCUAUAAUUGAUGAGAAGGAAAUGGUGCGGCUUUUGGUGCAAGGAGAGCUUGGAGGUGCUGGUUUGGAUGUGUUUGAGAAUGAGCCUGAUGUUCCUAAGGAGCUCUUUGCAUUGGACAAUGUCGUGAUGACACCACAUAAUGCAGUAUUUACACCGGAAUCUAUGCACGAUGUAGCGAAACAUGUGGUGGGGAAUUUGGAGGCUUUCUUUGCAAAUAGACCAUUACUUUCUCCAUACAUGGAUGACUGAAUGAAUUUGCUGUUUUAUCUGCUCGUCAGUCUAUUCGGCAAGUGCCAUUAUUCUGGUAAUUGGAGAUGAAUUUCUCUUUUGUUUUUAACUAUUGACAAAUAACAAACAUAUUUGAAGAUAGAUAUGUGUCCCCAAUCAUGGAUGGUUAUACCUUAAGAGAGUGUCUACUUCUUUGUUCAUUAUGUAACUCUAUUUAUAAACACAAGAUUGAGAGAA